AUGGUUAGCAUAGGCAGGCGGAACGAGCUGCGACCGAUGGCGGUGGGGUUGGCACUGAUCGUCUUCAUCGGAGUGACCGUUUCGGGCCAGGAGCACGGUGCCGAUGUGAAAGUGGAAAAAUCAGCAUCAGUCGAUUCUUCAGCCCUGCUCGAGGCAGCACUCUGCGCGGUCAAGUCAAACCCGGGCCAAUGUGUACGGCAACAGGCGGCCCGUGUGCUCAGCAACUGGGAAGACAUUCUAAACGCGAAGAAGAUGGAAAUGCUCGCCGAGGCCGACAAGGAGGUAACAGCACGACAACAAAGCCGAGGUCUCAGUGAUGCUGAGAUUGCACGCGGUAAACCCUCCACUCUGAUGCAGCAGAUCGAAACCGGUCUCACUGCACUAUCGGAGUUCGUCUCGGAAGGUGUCGAUGAAUACGUCUCCGACAAGGAACAGGGCAAGGAGGAGGAAGCCUCAUCGAAGACGCAUCUGCAUCAUCUGCUGAAGCUAGGUAACGCAGCUGGUAACGCCGGCCCGACCCAGGACGGUUCUCCCGUCGGUCGCGCGGUCGCCGACGACGAGGACUACCGCGAUCAGCUCGCUGCUGUGGAGGAUGGUUUGGUGGAUUAUGCUGGCUUGGCGGGCAGCCCGGAUAAAGCACUUGGUAGAGGCAAGCAAGAGGGUGACCAACUGGAUUAUGGGUUUGGUAGUGGCGAACCUAGUGCUGGUCAUGGAGGUGGGUCUCGUAGUGCCAUUGACGGCGAUAGGACGGCUACAGGCUACAGUGCGGUGCAACACCAACAGCAGAAACAGCAGCAGGAGCAGCAACAGCCACAUCACCCACAGUCGCUAUCGUCGAGCGACGGGCGGGACGGGGCGAUGGCCGAAGGGCGCCGUAUAGUGGCGCCGUCGAAAGCCGUCCCUUCCACAGCUGCCGUUCGCUUCGAUGAUGACGACGACGUCGGUGGACUGCGCAGACGACGCAAGCGCAAGGGCAAGAAGAAGAAGACCUUCAUGAAGCUGUUCAUUCUGGGAGCUGCUCUAAAAGCUAAGAUAGAGCUGUUGCUGAAGAUCUUGUCCUUUAAGUUACAGCUGAAAUUCUUCGCCGUUGCACUGAUCGGUCUGCUGAUCAACAUCGCUCGGUUCUGGAUCGACUUCAAGAAGCAACCUUCUCCGCAAAAGGUGAUCUACUACGAGCAUGCGCAGCAUCAACAUCACUACGAUGAUCACGGCGACGGUGACUUCGGUGGUUACUGGAAGCGAUCAUUGCACGGUGUCCAUGACGACGAGCCCACAUAUCAGGGUGGCCAUGAUCGUGCGGAACGCUACGAUGAACCCUACCUCUACCGUAACCCGAAGUACAACCCGUCCGGCAACCAUUACGCGCCACAGCUUGCCGAUCCGCACGCAAUGGCAUACCAGCAGCAGCGGCCAUACUGA
Molecule: messenger RNA, 1419 nt
Organism: Anopheles marshallii
Lineage: Eukaryota; Metazoa; Arthropoda; Insecta; Diptera; Culicidae
Exons: 6
Coding region: 1-1419 (472 amino acids)
Source: RefSeq, a predicted model, not a curated record